Amphimedon queenslandica is the source of this 687-nucleotide messenger RNA. Its product is annotated as ankyrin repeat domain-containing protein 55-like. The transcript is spliced from 6 exons. The record is from RefSeq and is a predicted model, not a curated record. Lineage: Eukaryota; Metazoa; Porifera; Demospongiae; Haplosclerida; Niphatidae. Bases 61 to 687 code for a protein of 208 amino acids. Gene Ontology annotation, molecular function: protein binding.
UCUCUCUCUCUCUAUUUAUAGGAGUCUCAGUAUAAUGUUGAUGUCACUGAUGGUUCUGACAUGACUCCAUUGAUGUGGUCCUGUUAUAAUAAAAAUGAAUUAAUAGCUAAAAGACUAAUAGAACUGGGAGCUGACGUACACGAGAAAGACACUGAUGGAAGGACAGCAGCUCACUGGGCUGCUAAAAGGAGUGAUAUUAACAUGUUGAAGUUGAUCCUUAAACCUGACAUGACUUAUUUCAAGGAUGUUAAAGGUUGUACUGUAAUGCAUGUAUCAGCUCAUGAAGGUUUUCAAGCUGGUAUAGAAUACAUAAUGAGCCUCAGACCUGAGAGUGUCCAUGACACAGACAAAAUGGGUAGGACUCCAUUACAUUAUGCUGCAGCAAUGGACCGUGUUCAUGUUUGUUACCAUUUGCUCAAUAAAGGAGCUGAUGCUAGUCAAAGAGACAGUGACAAUAAGACUCCAUUGGAUUAUGCAUUGAUCAAGCAACACGAGUUUGUCGUGGCUCUCUUCACUUGUCAUGAUGCAUCAGUUGGGGACUUCAUUAAAAUGCAGAGGAGUGAGGCUGAUACUGGCAGUUUAUACAGUGGUGGUACUGAUGGGUGUAGGACCGUACUGUCAGUAAUAGGAGGAGCUAGUCAGAGAAUAAAGGAUAGGGAGGACUACUCACCAGACGAUCUUCAUUGA